GACGAAUAAGAAGAAUAAGAAGAAGGAGAUAGAAGGGGAAAAGGAGGAUAUUCAUCAGGUUGAUGGUCACCCAGUUCAGUGGUAUUUCCGCAUAAAGACCGAGACCUUGAGCCGGCAAACAAGUUGGCGUUAAUCAUCAAAGGCUACUGUACCUUUUAUACCGUACAGUAUUGUGUACUGUGUACAUAACAUCGAUAUUUACACGUGUGUUGUCUGUGCGCUAUUGUAGAUGUCCCGUUGUUGUCAUAGCGUGUUUACAUUAGGUGACAGUGCUAGGAGAUAAGUGUGCAAGUAACGAGGAGGGACACAAUAAUUGGUGUGUCGUUAGGCCAUCGUUGGGGUUUUAUUCUACCAUGUCCCGGUCGACUGCCAGGAUAUCAUCGUGGUUCACUAUUAUUCAACUUCUCGUGGCGGAAAGUCAACAGUGGUCCAUGUUCAAUAUGUGGCCUGGCUUUGGGCAAUAUCCGCUCGAGUGGAGCAACCAUCAAAAUAUUCAGAACCAACAAAUUCAGCCCAGAGUUUUAAACUUUUUCCCCGUUCCGGUGGAAGAAGAAUGCCGCUCGGAGGAUCAACGCCGACGUGGAAUAUGCAUGAACACCUACGAGUGUCGAAUCCAACAAGGCAAAUCACACGGACCAUGUGCUCUCGGUUUUGGUGUUUGCUGUGUCUUUACAACAGGCUGCGGGGGCGAGGUGAUUAACAACUUGACGUAUGUGGUGAGUCCUGGGUUUCCAAAUCUGGUCGAUCAGCCUUUGAAUUGUUCAGUGGUCAUCAGAAAAAUCGAGUCUCAAGUCAGCCAGAUGAGAAUCGACUUUAUUCACUUUAAUAUUGGUCAACCAAAUCUACGGACUGGCGUCUGCGACGAGGACGUUAUGGAGAUCACCAGCGAUGUGCGGACAUUCCAGCUGUGCGGUUGGAAUAGCGGCCAGCAUAUGUACGUGGACGUAACCGACGGCCCGGUGACCCUAAAUCUGAGGCUGCCACGGAAUCUUCAAUCACGUAUGUGGGAGAUGUCCAUAACGCAAUUGCCAUUCGAGCAGCGUGCACCGGCAGGUUGUCUCCAGUAUUUCACCGAGCCUAGAGGUACCGUGAAAACCCUGAAUUACUUGCCAAACGGGCGGUACCUGGCCAACCAGGACUACCUAAUUUGCAUGCGCCAGGAAAAAGGCUCAUGCAGCAUCGCCUAUUUUCCAUGCUCCAAUGACUCAUUCCGGAUUGGUCCUUCGAGGUUUCGCCGGCAAACUACGAUGGAAAACUCCACUGGAACUGGUGCCGCCGAUCAAGCCUCUCUAGAUGAUGAAGGAUCCGGAACGGGACCCGUUGAUGACGCUAUUGUUGACGCAGCUCCAAUACGUCGGUGCGUCGACCGAAUUCUCAUUCCCUGUGAUUUCGAGGAAUUCAUUACGCCGGGGAACGACGGCGCUGGAAUAUGCGAUAUGGAGCAUUGCGGAACUUCUCUGUGUAUGACGAGUGAAUUUGAUGCUGACGGUAAUUGCCGAGUUGAAACAUCAGCCACUCCAUUUAACAUCAGGGUGGCGUUUGGGAUGGGUGAUCAAAACAACACGUAUCCUGUUGACAUGACGGGCAUGUGUCUCAACUAUGAACAGCUUGAAUGUGCUUCGUAAUAUCCUAGUCUUUAGUUAUUUCUAUUUAUAUCUCUCUCUUUUAUAAGGACUGUGAUUUCGCUCAAGUUGAAAUGCUCCCAGAUGAUUAUGCUUCAAGCUUAAUUGUUUAAAAUAUAAGUUCAGUUUAUGAGGCCUUUUAUAGUCGUAGUUAACUGUUAAAUUUUCACAUGCAUGAUAAGAAGUGUAAUAGAAUAUAAGUUUCAAAUGCAAUUCUUGCCAUUUACACGAUUUCUGUUACUCUUAUUACUACACUAAAAAAAGGUUUUUUCCUCCCAGAAUACAAAGUAUUAUUGAGCGAAUAUUCUUACUGAAAGGAAACUGUUAUAAUCCCCACAGCAAUACCAAGUUUAAUCCUGGGACUAUUACUCCAUGCGACUAUAGUACAGCAAUAGUAAUAGAAACGCGAUCAAUUUCCUUAUUUUUACCUUAUGUUGGUGAUUGUUAUGUAAAAAGCAACUGUUUCCUUGAAAAUUGUUAAACCCUAAAAAAUUAUCCUUGCACAGUAAUAAAAGUGUUGGUUAACAUUUAUUGAUUAAUAUCUGCAAUUAUUGAUAGUUCGGUAAUAAGUAAAGUUGAGUUUAAUUUCCCGGGUCGAAAAAUUUAAACUGAUUUUAAGCUAAAUGAUCGGCAUUUGAACUUAUUGAUCUGUAUUUGAACUUUUAAAAACAUUUUCAUUUGUAUUUGAUCUACUAUUCAAAUUAUGUUUGAUCUGUUUUAAGUCUAAAUAACCUUUUAGUAAAAUAAUUGAGCAGCUAUGAAUAUUUUAUGCUGUUUCUAAUCUGAUGACACUAAA
This is a messenger RNA of Cotesia glomerata, 2418 nucleotides long. RefSeq lists its product as uncharacterized. NCBI's taxonomy places the organism in Eukaryota, Metazoa, Arthropoda, Insecta, Hymenoptera, Braconidae. The transcript is spliced from 6 exons. The record is from RefSeq and is a predicted model, not a curated record. Bases 354 to 1625 code for a protein of 423 amino acids.